Messenger RNA from Solanum verrucosum, 1430 nucleotides. Its product is annotated as glycosyltransferase BC10-like. Lineage: Eukaryota; Viridiplantae; Streptophyta; Magnoliopsida; Solanales; Solanaceae. The record is from RefSeq and is a predicted model, not a curated record. Gene Ontology annotation, cellular component: membrane. Gene Ontology annotation, molecular function: glycosyltransferase activity. Bases 276 to 1325 code for a protein of 349 amino acids. The transcript is spliced from 2 exons.
CAUUCCGCCAUGAUAACACCUCCACACCUUUCCUUUCUCUUCUUUACUCUUCAAUUUCACAUCACUUUCCUCUUUCAUUCAUAACUUUCUCACCCCAAAUUCAGAGUUUUACUCUCCUUACUCUACUAUCCAUGUAUAGAUUUGGUGAAUGAAUCCUUCAAAUUUCUUGCUUGAUUGUAGUUUUUUUCAUAUUUUACAGACACCCUUUUUUGAGUUAUUUUACAGAUUUGACAGACACCCAUUUCCGAAUUUGAUCUGAUUUUCAAACUGUAGUUAUGUUUAACACACCUUUUGUUCUGUCCUUUCUUCUUUUGUUAUCAUUCCCACUGAUUUUCAUUUUUGGCCCAAAAAUUCUCCAUCAGAAACACACUGAAAUCUCAAUUCCUGAUGAGGUUGAUGAUAUCGCUUUAUUUCGCCGUGCAACUCUUUAUUCCAUCGGCAAACGUGGUGGGGAUGGCGGGAUUAGGGCAGUUUCCCGGCUGGGUAUUACGAAUCCUCGCCGGAAAAUUGCUUUUCUGUUUCUGACGAACACAGAUCUCCAUUUCGCGCCUCUGUGGGAGCGAUUCUUCUCCGGUCAUGGAGAUUUGUACAAUAUUUACAUCCACGCAGAUCCAUCUUCUAAAGUUGCUUCACCUGGCGGUGUUUUCGAUGGACGGUUUAUUCCGGCGAAGAAAACCGAACGCGCCUCCCCUUCACUCAUCUCCGCCACUCGCCGACUUCUAGCCACGGCGAUUCUAGACGAUUCUAUGAAUUCCUAUUUCGCCGUUGUUUCUCAACACUGUAUUCCGCUUCACUCUUUCAAAUUAGUUUACAAAUCUCUCUUCAAAUCGACUCAUUCCCCGGUGCACCGGAGCUUCAUCGAGAUACUUUCCGGCGAGCCUCAGUUAUGGGAUCGGUAUGUCGCUAGAGGAGAAUCCGUCAUGCUACCUGAAGUCCCAUUCGAUCGGUUUCGGGUCGGGUCACAGUUCUUCAUGCUGACCCGAAACCAUGCCCGGUUAGUAAUACGAGACCGGAGGUUAUGGAGGAAGUUCAAAUUGCCUUGUUUGAACAAAGACUCAUGUUACCCGGAAGAGCAUUAUUUCCCGACCCUUUUGUCCAUGGAGGAUCCGGAUGGAUGUACCCAUUACACUCUCACUCGGGUCAAUUGGACCGGUAGUGUGGGUGGGCACCCGCAUACCUAUUACCCGAAUGAGAUCUCACCAGAGCUUAUUCACGAGCUUCGGGAAUCAAAUAACACGUAUUCACACAUGUUUGCGAGGAAAUUCUCACCGGAUUGUUUGAAGCCGUUGAUGGACAUAGCGGAUAAGGUCAUUUUCCGGAAGUAAAACGGGUCGGGUGUGGACUGGAAUCUUUUGUAUUUUAAGUUAUUGAAGCACAGAGGGGCAAGCCAAAAGCUCUUUUGUUGGAAUAAACAAAUAAAAUGUUUUUUU